Cygnus olor (mute swan) is the source of this 4141-nucleotide messenger RNA. RefSeq names its product ribosomal protein S6 kinase C1 (gene RPS6KC1). Gene Ontology annotation, molecular function: protein kinase activity; ATP binding; phosphatidylinositol binding. NCBI's taxonomy places the organism in Eukaryota, Metazoa, Chordata, Aves, Anseriformes, Anatidae. The transcript has 17 exons. Bases 198 to 3341 code for a protein of 1047 amino acids. The record is from RefSeq and is a predicted model, not a curated record. Gene Ontology annotation, biological process: protein phosphorylation. Gene Ontology annotation, cellular component: early endosome.
GCGGCGGGGACCUGGCCCGCUUCUACACGGUGACCGAGCCGCGGCGGCACCCCCGCGGGCACACCGUCUACAAGGUCACGGCGCGGAUUGUUUCAAGAAAAAAUCCAGAGGAUGUCCAGGAGUCUCGUACCACAGUUGAGGAGAACCUGGAUAGUUGAUGAAAGAAGAGCCCAUAAGUGAAUUCAUUGCAUCUCUGUAUGGUCAAACAUGAGUUACUGAUUAGUGGCUUGGCAGAGAUAGUCGUUUGGAAGAGAUACAGUGACUUUAAGAAACUGCACAAAGAACUCUGGCAAAUUCAUAAAAACCUAUGCAGACACACAGAACUCUUUCCACCUUUUGCCAAAGCCAUAGUGUUUGGGCGAUUUGAUGAAACUGUGAUUGAAGAAAGAAGGCAAUGUGCUGAAGAUUUGCUGCAGUUUUCUGCUAAUAUCCCUGCUCUCUAUAACAGCAAACAGCUUGAAGAGUUUUUUAAGGGUGGAGAGGUUCAUGAUGGGUCUGAACUGAUUGGUCCUGUUGAGCCUGCGUCCGACUCUCUGACUGACAACCUGUCUGACUGCAGCUCUGAGGUUCGGAAGGAUUUAAGUGGGCUCGAUGAUGUGACACUUACAAGCCAAUCGGAAUGUGGAGGCUUCUCCAGUGACAGUGACCUGAUCUCUCUGACAGUUGAUGUAGACUCUCUUGCUGAGUUAGAUGAUGGAAUGGCAUCCAACCAAAGUUCUCCCAGUAGAGCUGUUGGCUUUUGCCUUUCUUCUGAGCCCCCAGUACAAAGAACGGUGGCAUCCGAGCAGGAGUGGACCAAACCCGAAGGAGAGAAGGAAAGCCAUAGUCUGUUUACUGGAAGCUUAAAACCCAAAUCUGGCAAACAAGAUUACUUGGAGAAAGCAGGCGAGUUGAUAAAGCUGGCCUUGAAGAAGGAGGAGGAAGAAGAUUAUGAAUCUGCCUUCAGCUUUUAUAGGAAGGGUGUUGAUCUGCUUCUGGAAGGUGUACAAGGUGAAUCAAGUCCAACUCGUCGAGAAGGAGUGAAAAGGAAGACAGCAGAAUACCUUAUGCGUGCUGAAAAAAUUUCCAGUCUCUACCAUAAAUCCUCUGAAGAUGCAUCUGUUUCUACGCCUCCAGGAUCACUAAGUUCAAGGCCCUCUUGGAACCUAAGGAGCCCUGCCGAGGAACUGAAGGCCUUCAGAGUCCUUGGGGUGAUUGACAAGGUUUUGCUUGUAAUGGACACGAGAACACAGCAGACUUUUAUACUGAAGGGUCUAAGGAAAAGUAGUGAGUACAGCAGGAGCAGAACGACCAUCAUCCCCCGCUGUGUGCCCAACAUGGUGUGUCUGCACAAGUACAUCAUCUCCGAGGAGUCUGUCUUUCUCGUGUUACAGCAUGCAGAAGGAGGAAAACUGUGGUCUUAUGUCAGUAAGUUCUUAAACAGAAGCCCUGAAGAGAGCUUUGAAAUCCCUGAACCCCAAACAUGCAGUUCAACUAAAAUUCACCUGGAGCGGCCAACGCCUAGUCCUAAAGAAAUCGGUAGCAGCACUGAUUCCAGAGAAAGCUAUGGGGAGCACAUGCUGAAGGUGAUCCCGCUGAAGAGCAGCCUAACGCCGAGCUCUCAGGACGACAGCAGCAACCAGGAAGAUGGCCAGGAGAGUUCCAAGUGGAUGGACUCAGCAUCCAGCUCAGAAGAAGAGUGCACUACUAGUUAUUUAACGUUAUGCAACGAAUAUGGGCAAGAAAAAAUUGAUUCUGGCUCUUUAAAUGAGGAACCUGUGGUUAAACUGGAGAAUGAAGGUCUGAAUACCAAAGAGAGAAGUUCCUCGCAGAAAUGCACUGUUGUUGGCAGUGAUAGCUUCAGCUCUCAGAUUCCAUCUCAGGAACUAAAGCUUUUCAUUGACGAUGCUGAAUCAGAAAUACCCAGUCCUACUAGGAUAUUGGACUCGCUAACUAAAUCGAAGAACAGCCCCAUGGAACUCUUCAGAAUAGACAGCAAAGAUAGCGCUAGUGAGCUUCUGGGGCUUGAUUUUGGAGAAAAAUUGUAUAACCUGAAAUCAGAACCUUUGAAGCCAUUGUUUCCUGUCUCAGGUCAUGACAGAAGCUUGGAUGCUCUGGAGAGCAAAAUGACUGUGAAAGCUCAUGACACCAUAAGCAGGGGUUCAAACGACUCUGUGCCAGUUAUCUCCUUUAAGGAUGCUGCUUCUGAUGAUGUAAGUAGUGUUGAUGAAGGAAGGCCUGAUCUUCUAAUAAACUUACCUGGCAUGUCUGAUGAAACAGAGGAGGCGGCAGUGUCAAGGCCAGCAAAGUUUACAAAAACCGAUAUGGACAUCUUGGAAGUAAAAUUAUUAGAAACGCCUGAUGUCUUACAAUUGAAUAAUUCCACAGAGCAAUGCAAAGCAUUUGAUCAAGAGCCAGAUCAUGUGGCACCAGAACUGGGUGAUCCUUCCCACAGGGAAGUGAAUGGACAAAGCGGUGUCACGCAAGGAGCUCUUGGGACCCUCUGUACUUCUGACCAAGAGGUAGGUAGUUCAGAAGAUGGGGCUCUAUUGCAAGGGCCUGGAGCCUGCUCCUUAAAAGUGGCAAGCAAAGAAGAAAGUUUGUUUGUUUCCAACCUGCUCUCAGGUGCUCAAGAUGUUAGCUCGGAUGGAGAUACGAUAAGAAAUGAAGCAGUGUUGCUGUUUUCUGAUCAAACUGAAGACUUUGGGAAAGAGGAAGCAAACCUGGCUUUGUUACCAGCAGCUGAAAGCGAAAAGACAGCACCAAAGGGGGAAGACGAAAUAGCAGUAGCAGGGGAGAAGGAAAUACAUCAAAUUUUUCAGGACCUCGACGAAAGAUUAGCGAUAACCUCCAGGUUUUACAUCCCAGAGGACUGCAUUCAAAGAUGGGCGGCUGAAAUGGUUGUAGCCCUUGAUGCUUUACAUAGAGAAGGAAUUGUGUGCCGCGAUUUGAACCCAAACAACAUCUUAUUGAAUGAUAGAGGACACAUUCAGCUAACGUAUUUUAGCAGGUGGAGGGAGGUUGAAGAUUCCUGUGACAACGAUGCCAUAGAGAGAAUGUACUGUGCCCCAGAGGUUGGAGCUAUCCUAGAAGAGACAGAAGCCUGUGACUGGUGGAGCCUGGGUGCCAUUCUUUUUGAACUCCUCACUGGGAAGACUCUGGUUGAGUGCCAUCCAUCAGGAAUAAACACACACACUUCUUUGAGUAUACCAGACCAUGUAUCAAAGGAGGCCAGAUCACUGAUUCAGCAGCUUUUGCAGUUUAAUCCUGCGGAGCGUCUUGGUGCUGGCGUUGCUGGUGUUGAAGACAUCAAAUCUCAUCCAUUUUUUGCCCUCAUAGAAUGGGCAGACCUGGUGAGAUGAGAGAUGCGUGUGCCCUCUGAACAAACUCAGGUCAAGUGGACAGGUUUCUCUGGCACAGAAGUACCCUGACUUGCUUCCUUCGGACGUCCCAGCUCAUUUGGACAUUAUGACUAAAGGAUGCCGGACCAAUCAUGCCAAAAGCGAACACUUUUUAACAGGAAUCACUGAUUGUACAGGGUGCUAGCUUAUUUUUAUGGCAACUGGCUGCUACGUGUGUGUAAAUCUUUUCACCAAAGGGUGAUUUGUGAUGAAACUGCUGGGUAGCAUGUUUAGCACUGCCAGCUUGUCAACUAAGUAGAAACAGGAAUGCCCUCCUGGUGCUUUGUCUGGUGACGGAAGUGUCUAUAGAGUGUGCCAGUUGAAAAUAUCUUUUAUACUGUCAGUAGACCAUUUCGCUAUGCUAAGUGCAGCUGUGGCGGGGCAGGGGGAGGAAGGAACAAAUAAUUUAUUAAUGGUAUAUGCUGAAUAAAAUACUAAAAUGCUUUAUGCAAAACUUGACACAUUAAAAAUAAUAUAUCCAUUAAAAAUUAAGAAAGCUGUUGCAUAAUACUGUGGAAUGUGUCUUGAAAAUGGCAUAUCACUUCAAACCGUGGAAAGAGCAUAUAAAAGGCAAAUAAUCCUGUCAAAUGUUGUACUUUGUUGGCUGGCAAUGUCUGUUUAAAACUCUUGACUCCGUUAUAUUUGACGAGCUACAUGUUAAAGUCACUACAGAAAGGGAGCUCUUUUCCUCAGUCAGAUAACUGCUGCUUUUGCAAUCUAAUAAGGAGCAAGAAAACAUAAUGCUAAAUAAAUAUAUGGAU